CACAUGCAGGCAUGAAAUCAAAUGGUUGAUUCAAAAAGUCAAAACACAUUUAAGGAACCACACGUGAGCGCGAGAGGGCUAGCGGUCACAGAGUUCGCAUUUAUGCUUUUCUUCCCUCCCCCUCUCACUAUUCUCUCUCCAUUGAUGCUUUUAUCUCAGACUGAGAGUGCUCUAUUGCAUUCUGGAGAACUAUAAUUUCUGGAAUCCUCGUACAUCAACCAAAGAAAUACUUAUCAGCACCAACAAACAAAAGUUCCUCAGCUUUCUGCUCCCCUUCUUAUAAUCUGAGUCAGUAGUUUAAACUCUCUUAACACUCCAACCCCUUUUGUCUCUUAAUUUGUUUUAUAAAACCAUAUUAACAGUAGACCACUUUUUAUAUAGUGUACCUUGCCUUUGAAGUUCACUCAUUAAUUUGUACCCCCCUAUAUUAUACUUCCUUCUUCAACCGUUCCUCUCUUUCUCCUUUAGCAACUCCACCACCCUGAGAGAGCAUGCCUGAAUGUCCAGAGAAAGGGAGGAAGUUGAUGAGUUAGGCAAGAAGUUUAAGAGAGAAACUGAUGCUUCUUCCCAUUAUCAAAUGGGAAGAAGACACAUGUUGGGCCCUCCUGGAACCCUAAACACCAUCACUCCUUGUGCUGCCUGUAAACUCCUCAGACGAAGGUGUGCACAGGAAUGCCCCUUCUCUCCUUACUUCUCUCCCCACGAACCCCAGAAGUUUGCUUCGGUUCAUAAGGUCUUUGGUGCCAGCAACGUCUCGAAGAUGCUCAUGGAGGUGCCGGAGACUCAAAGAGCAGAUGCAGCAAAUAGUCUUGUUUAUGAAGCAAAUGUGAGGCUACGAGAUCCGGUGUAUGGAUGCAUGGGUGCAAUUUCGGCUUUGCAACAACAAGUUCAAUCUUUACAAGCUGAGCUCAACGCAGUAAGGGAUGAGAUACUUAAAUACAAAUACAGGGAAGCCAAUCUCCUUCCAUCUAAUUCUCAUCAUAUGGCUUUGUUCUCUACUUCCGGGGCUGUUUCUGCUGCUUCCUUGCCCCAGACCCCACAGCCACCCCCACCGCCGCCACUGCCACCUCCUAUGCCUCCUACUUCAUCUUCUUCUUCUAUGUACACUAAUCAACAAACCAGUGCUGCGGAUUAUAGCUCCCUUUCAAGUGAAAAUGUUUCCUUCUUUGGUUAAACUUUAAUUUUUAGACUGAAAUUAAGACAUCGAUCCCAUUUAAUUUUCUUAUUAUGAUGAUUCUUCAAGUGGAAUAAAAUGAUGAUAAAAUAUA
Messenger RNA from Malus domestica (apple), 1268 nucleotides. Its product is annotated as LOB domain-containing protein 15. The record is from RefSeq and is a predicted model, not a curated record. Lineage: Eukaryota; Viridiplantae; Streptophyta; Magnoliopsida; Rosales; Rosaceae.